Messenger RNA from Anopheles funestus (African malaria mosquito), 3040 nucleotides. It is a transcript of the gene PIG-N, whose product is annotated as GPI ethanolamine phosphate transferase 1. The transcript is spliced from 14 exons. Gene Ontology annotation, cellular component: endoplasmic reticulum membrane. Gene Ontology annotation, biological process: GPI anchor biosynthetic process. The record is from RefSeq and is a predicted model, not a curated record. Bases 249 to 3011 code for a protein of 920 amino acids. NCBI's taxonomy places the organism in Eukaryota, Metazoa, Arthropoda, Insecta, Diptera, Culicidae. Gene Ontology annotation, molecular function: mannose-ethanolamine phosphotransferase activity.
UAUGCUUCAGUCACGUGGUGAAGACCGUUGCAUUUCAAAAUAAAACAUCGAAUGUGCUAUGUUUUUUUUUGUGUGAGCAUAGCAGGCGAUUUGACAGCAGUUCACCACCAUCAGUUGUUGCGGAAUAUGUUUUGUUUGUUUUGCAUUAUCAGUUCGAACAGUUCGUAAGCAAUAGGAUGCAAUUUAGGUUAUCCAAGCUAGUCAUCGCUAGUGCUUUCCGUCUGCAUUAUUGAUAGCAACCGAAAACCAUGAAACUGCUUCUGGUUGCAGUGGUGAUUCACGUACUGUUUUUGCUAUCCAUUUUCUACAUCCAUUUCCAAUCACCGAUUCUCAAAGGGCUACCGGAUGGAGCAGAACACGACCAACCACCGGCUGAUAGGUUGGUGCUAUUCGUUGGUGAUGGUCUGAGGGCCGAAUCGUUCCUCAAGUACAAUCUAACCCGUACCACCUUUCUGCGAAAUAUUCUUCUAAAUGAGGGUGUUUUUGGUAUAUCGAGUACACGGGUGCCAACCGAAUCGCGACCAGGCCAUGCCGCUUUAUUGGGUGGCGUUUACGAAGAUCCAAGUGCUGUAUUCCGUGGAUGGAAAGAGAACCCGGUCGAGUUCGAUUCGGUGCUAAAUCGUUCCAGCGUCAGCUACUGCUGGGGUAGUCCAGAUAUAGUGCAUAUGUUUUCCCGCGGAGCCAUACCGGGGCGGGUGCAAGUGGCGGCAUACGAUAGCAAUGAUGAGAGCUUCGCACAAUCGGCCAACACUUCCCUGCUCGACAUUUGGGUGUUUGAUCGGGUGCGAAAUUUUCUGUCCAGCGAACAAACGAAACGGACGAUUUUGUCACAGAAAAAAAUGAUCCUGUUUCUGCAUCUGCUCGGUUUGGAUACGGCGGGCCAUGUUCACAAGCCCCACUCGGAGCUAUUUACAGAAAACCUGAUUGCGGUGGAUAAAGGUAUUGAAACGAUCGUUGGACUGAUUGAACAAACCACAGAAAACGAUGGAAGAACAGCGUACAUUUUUACGUCCGAUCACGGUAUGACUGAUCAGGGAUCGCACGGUGCAGGUGAUCCGCAUGAGACGGAGACUCCCUUUCUGGCCUGGGGUGCCGGUUUCAAGCAUUGGAAAGAGACCAUCCCUGUACCAGACAAUGACCAUGUUUUACAGCUAGACAAGCAGAACAUACCGGUACAUCACAUAAACCAAGCCGAUGCCGCUCCACUCAUGUCGGCAGUACUAGGCAUAAGUGUGCCAAAAAAUAGUUUAGGAAAAUUGCCUCGUUCGUUGCUGAGCGUGUCCGACGAAUAUGCAGCCUGGGCAAUGCGUAGUAAUGCGGACCAAUUGCUCUCACAAUACUACCACUGGCAAAGGGAAUCCGAGGGCAAAAUGUUACAAUGGUUGAUGAGCACCAGGCAAACUGGCUUUAAGGUUUUGAUAGAAGCACUACAGACCGAGAUUGCCGAUGCAGCACAUCACAAACGUUACACGGAAGUUCAAUCGUUAUGCAAAAUGUUGAUCGAUACAACACUAAAUGCGAUUGAAUAUUUUCAAUCUUACUACAAACCGCAUCUAUUUGUGGCGCUUACACUAACCAUGCUGGGCUGGAUGUUCGUACUAGCGAAAGAAACUUGUUCCCCAGCUAAAAACCGUGUAUUUGCCCAUAGUCGAACUGUUGCCUUUACAGCUGUGAUAAUAGCGCUCGUUAUUGUGAUUUUUAACAUCGCACAAGCCACACCGAAGGUAGUUAUAUUGUACUUCGUAAUACCCAUCACACUUUGGGGCUACAUUGGCUCACACUGGCGACAGUAUGCUCCCCUGCUGCAAGGGAAAUCCGUGUUAUACUCAGCAGGAUUCAUCGUUGCAGCUGAGGCGUUGGUACUAGCAUUUUUAGAUCGUCGAAUAUUAGCACCGUUGCUGUGGGUUCACUGUUUGCUUGUGAUAAAACCACUACUAAGUGGAAAUGCAUUUAAUGCACCCAGCAGAUCGGUAGUGCUGCAAUGGAUAAGCUGCAAUCUACUGUUGUCCGGCUUUUUCUUACUUCCAACCAUAGGACGAGAUAAUUCGAACGUUUUUCUUCUGUGCCUUUCAAUAAUCGUUUGGACCGGAACCAAUACGGUGAUUGUGUAUGGAUCGAAACCUUCACACAUUUAUAAAGCCAUUGCAAUAUUGGUGCAAAUGUUACAAGCAAUAAACUUUGGCUAUCUGAUUUAUCUCAUCGAAGAAUCGGCCACCGUUCCACAGUGGAGUAGAUCGUUAUGUUGGAUUUUCUCAGCUUUUGAUUUGCUGUUACCAUUCUUUACGAGUACUUCCAUUCCGGAUCGAAUUCUGGGAUUAUUUAGUGGUUUAAGCGGCCCAUACAUGAUGCUUUCGCUCUCCUAUGAACCAUUGUUCUUGUUGUGUUUCUGUUACACACUUUACCUGUGGCUGUACGUGGAAAACAGUACACGCAACAAGAAGAUAAAGUUGGACGACUUCUACUUCAGUUCGUUACACCAUACGGAAGGAAACAUUAAUUUUGAGCACGUAAGGCGUACGUUUGGAUUCAUGCUGUUGCUACUGGCAUCCUUCUUUGGGACGGGCAAUUUGGCCACUGUCAGCUCCUUCGAUCCUAAUUGGGUUCGAUGUUUUGUGACCACCUUCUCACCGUUCACCAUGAUGGCACUGAUUGUACUUAAACUAUUAAUACCAGUUCUAUUGCUAGUAUGCGUUCUGAAAGCAAUGGGUAUUAUAUGCUCGGUACACAAGAUGAAAAUUUUCAGUCUCACACUGAUCGUGUGUGAUUGGAUGUGUUUGAACUUUUUCUUCCUGGUCCAAAACAAAGGUUCGUGGAUGGAUAUUGGUUCCUCCAUAUCACACUUCGUUAUUCUGGAAUGUACGACGAUCGUCGUAAUGAUGCUGUACGAAUUUGUUCGCCUCGUCACGGAAGUUUCGCUUACCUCAAAGAACGCACGAUCGCGGCAACCACCAUCGGAACAAUUGAUAUCCUCACACUAUCUGCCAUAUUCCAAUAAAGAGAGAAGCGAGUGAACGCAGUACCAUCUGCGAAGAAGUUACGA